Molecule: messenger RNA, 589 nt
Organism: Juglans microcarpa x Juglans regia
Lineage: Eukaryota; Viridiplantae; Streptophyta; Magnoliopsida; Fagales; Juglandaceae
Product: acyl-CoA-binding protein
Exons: 4
Coding region: 47-439 (130 amino acids)
Biological process (GO): fatty acid metabolic process
Molecular function (GO): fatty-acyl-CoA binding
Source: RefSeq, a predicted model, not a curated record
GGAGGCAUCUCUAUCCUCUCUUGCUCACACACUUUGCUCGCUAUAAAUGCACCCACCAGCGCACGCAACUUUAAGAGCGCACGCAACUUACGUUUCCUUUUCGUUAUUAUCGAGAAUAAGCCAGAGCAAAGCAGAUCAGUCUUCCCAGUCCAGGCGAGAGAGCAAUAUGGGUUUGAAGGAGGAGUUUGAGGAGCAUGCUGAGAAAGCCAAGACCCUGCCGGAGUCUACAACAAACGAAAACAAGCUUAUUCUUUAUGGGCUGUACAAGCAGGCCACUGUUGGAGCAGUGAACACCAGCCGUCCUGGAAUGUUCAGCUUGAGGGAGAGAGCAAAGUGGGAUGCAUGGAAAGCUGUUGAAGGGAAGUCCAAGGAGGAAGCAAUGAGUGAUUACAUAACCAAAGUGAAACAGCUGCAUGAAGAAGCUGCGGCAUCUGCCUGAUGUCUUGUUCAUGCAUAAUGCCUCUUUGAUUCCUUGUGUUUUAAAAACGCAAUUGUAAUAAUAAAAAAAACAGUAUCUGUAGUUUUCAAACUUUUAGCGGGUCGUGUCUAAGUCCUGUGGAAGUGAUUAUGGUAUGUUAAUCUUUAAGAA